CUAUUGCGGCAGAAAAGUGCACAAUAAUGGCCCGGUCAGUCGAUUAUCUUGGACAUACUUUCGGCCCGGAUGGUAUGACUCCUGACGUUAAGAAGGUGGAAACUAUCCUUCGUUGGCCUGUGCCGACCCUGGUCUCGGAGCUAAGAUCGUUUCUCGGUUUAGCAAAUUAUUAUAGGGGGUUCCUUCCACAUUUUUCGAAUCAAGCUAGAGCCUUAUAUGAUUUGGUUACUGAGAGUACUAAGAUCAAGUCGUCGACCUUGCUACCAUGGACAGAAGAAUGUGAGGCCGCCUUCGUUGACAUUAAGGAAGGUUUGGCCCGUUUGCCGUUGUUGAACUACCCGGAUUUCCUUCGGCCCUUCCAAUUGGUGACCGAUGCUAGUGAUGCAGCUAUCGGAGGUGUAUUGGAACAAGACGGAGCCCCCCUCUCCUUUUUCAGUCAAGCCUUGACAAGUACUCAACGUCGAUGGCCUGUAUACGAACAUUAUGUGGCACAAUGUUCCCGCUGUUUGACCAUUAAAGCUCGGCAGCAACCUCCGGCAGCAUUAGUGCCCUUUCCAGUAGGAGCACCAUGGCAUACUAUUGCUGUGGACUUCUUGUUUGUUGGCCCAUCAGACCAAGGCCCUACCAAACUGCUGGUUAUUGUGGAUCAUUUCACACGUUGGGCCGAUGCUUACGUUGUAAAAGGAGAAGGAGCUACUGAUGCUUUGGCACCAUUGCUGCAACUCUGUUCACAAUUUGGCCCGCCUAUGAGGUUAUUGAGUGAUCAAGGUCCUGCCUUUGAGAGUGAAAUCUUUCAUGAUGUUAUGAAGAUUUUGGGGGUCACUAAGGUGCGGUCUACUCCGCAUCAUCCGAGCUCAAAUGGUCAUGUGGAACGUUUCAAUUCUACCAUUUUGAACUUGCUCAGAAUGGCUACUCAGACCAUAGGGGAUUGGCAAGGCCACCUACGAGGCGUCCUAUGGCAAUAUAAUUCGACUCCUCAUUCGGCCACUGGAUUUACCCCCUUCUAUCUUAUGUUUGGAAGAGAAGCUCCUCAAAUGUUAUUGCCAAGUCUAUAUCAAUACUCAUCUUUGAUGCAUGAUCCUGAGAGCUAUGCAGCCUAUUUGGCCCGAGCACGUGCCAAAAUUGAUGAUGUUAUGGAUGAAUGGGCUACUGCUAAUGGUGCUUCAUACCGUCUGGCAGCCUUAAGACAACCUUCUCAUCGGCGACAUUAUGUUGGUCAACGGGUUCGCCUGAAGAUUUUCCAUGGCAACAAUGCUCCGGCCCGCAAGUUGCUUCCUAAAUGGCAGGCGGACUGGUGCAUCUUCAAGUUUGUUGCUGGAUCUAAUAAUAAGACGGUGGUAGUUCGACAUUUCCCAGAUCCACGGGAAAAGGUCAUUUCUACCGACUAUAUAUUGGCAGAUCCAAUUCAACCAGAAAUGAUACCGGUUCAGCUCAACAUUGUGAGAAUGGAACCUCCUGUUGAUGAAGCUCCAAGGGUUCCCUUGUAUCCUUUCAAGGAAAUCCCUAGAACGGGCCCGGUAUUGCAAGAAGACCAUUUGGAUCAUUUUGCAGAUUCCGAUGAAGUUUCGUCAUAUGUCGCUGAGAUGGGUUCUCCUUCUCAUGAUAGGCUAUAUCAGCCUCAACCUUCGGCGUAUUGGGUUGCUCAAGAUGAUACUGAUGUGCUACAACCACUACCACAGGUUGGAGAAGUUCGUAGCCCUCAAGAUGGUGACAUGCUAAUUGAAGAUGCUUCUGGUCCG
Molecule: messenger RNA, 1739 nt
Organism: Perkinsus marinus ATCC 50983
Lineage: Eukaryota; Perkinsozoa; Perkinsida; Perkinsidae
Product: retrovirus polyprotein, putative
Exons: 2
Biological process (GO): DNA integration
Molecular function (GO): nucleic acid binding
Source: RefSeq, a predicted model, not a curated record